Xyrichtys novacula (pearly razorfish) is the source of this 10986-nucleotide messenger RNA. NCBI's taxonomy places the organism in Eukaryota, Metazoa, Chordata, Actinopteri, Labriformes, Labridae. The record is from the annotation of a GenBank genome assembly.
AUGAUCACCUCUCAUAUGAACGGUUUCGUCCCAGAGGGCUCCGAUCAGACCAAGAGCCACAGGGAGAGGGCCGUGGACUGUCCGGGGGACGACAGUAACCUCGUCAAAACUCCGCAUGGCUACUCCAAAAUGGAGAGGAUCCAGCACUACCAGGAGGAGCUGAGGAAGAGGAGGGAGGAGGACGGCCGGGGGAAGCACGACAUCGACCCGAACGCUUCGCUGAGGCUCAGGAAGCUCUCGCAAAACCCCAAAGUGGGCAUCGACAAUCCUACCUUCGAGGAGAAGGAGAAGGCCAAAGACGCAUGUUCCCAGGACCCUGUAGCUGGUGAGUUUAGAGGAAGAGGGUAACGAGCGUUUGAGGGGUCAGAGGUCGUAGGAAGGAGGAAAGAUCAGACAAAGGACAAGGAGGAGCUCUGACCCUGAAGAAAAGGGAACAGAGAUUCAGUGAAACAAAAGGAGUCGGAACAAAAAGGCUGCAGAGGGGUGAUGGUCCAGGUCUGUCCCCCACUUUAAAAACUUCGACUAAACUCUGAUUUUUAAUAUUCAUGUCCAAGAAUGAGACGCUAACAAGAGAGGCGGGGUUUCUGCAGAGCUGAGUUUAACGUCUAAAAACAUGUGGGAUAAAGAAAGAAGACUUUAUGAAGAUCACAGACGAGCUAAGCUUUAAGAGAAAGAAAGAAAGAAAGAAAAGAGAGGUUUGCAUUCACACUAAAGUACUAAUUAGUACUUAGUUUUAGCCUCAGGGGGGCGCCAACACUGACACGAGAUAAAAGUUCUUGAAGAGUUUAGGGAGAAAAAAUCAUUUCAAUAGUAGAGGAGUCAAAUUAAUAUGAAUAAUAGUGAAAAUAAUUAUUCAAGAUCCACUUUUUAACAUGCCUAGAAAUCAUGAAACAUGAAGCAGACUCGAGGUUUACGAGUCUGUAAGUCGUCCUUCAUUUGACCUUGUGUGUCUCGCUCCUGCAGACCUGGUGGAGCUGCUGCAGGCUCUGAAGUGGGCCUCGCACAUCCUGUCCGAUAACCAGAGCCAGCAGGACGUGGACAUGCUGAUGCGGUUCGUCGUCAAGGAGGACUUCAGGAACGCCUACACCCUGUACUGCGCCGUGUCCCAGCAGAAGAGCCGAGUCAGCCCCAACUCACCGCUCACCUCGCAAGCAGAGGACCUCUGCCUGGAGGUACGAGAACAAACACAGUCAGCAGGUCGACUUUUGAGUCAUGACAGCUUCAGUUAUGAGAGUUAAAACCAUCAGCUGAGCCUCUGAUGAUAACAGAGCUCUAAGUUUAGCAGCAGCAGAGACUCGCUCACCAGUUUGGGGUUUAAAGGAUCUUUGCUGGAGGUCGUGAUUAAUUCGGCAAAGACACCCGGGUCGGUGCGGGUCGUUGUUUAACAAGGUGAGUGAAAACAAAAGUGAGGGAUCCAUGACAAUUCAAUAAGACGGAAAAAUAAAGGUGAAGAGAAGAAAGAGAAGGAAGGAUGGAGAGAGAGAGAGGAAAAGCGAAGAGUAAAGAUGUGGUUGAGUUUGAUUCCAGCCGACAGCGCCGACUCCUGAGUCCUUUUAGGAAGACCGACAGAGAGCGAGGAAGACUCUGAGCGCUCAGGUGUGAGGAGGACGGAGACACACCUGACGUCCUCGUUGACACAACACCAGCGAGUUUGUCUCUCCUCUGAAACUCAGUGACAGUCAUCGACUCGUGUCCCUGCGGAGCUGGACGACGUCGACACUGUCAGGAAGAGAGAAACGCGUAGAUAUAAAUGAGGUAGAAGCUGAAUACAGCAAUGACAGACAACACCCACAACGGGCGUUUCAUGAGGAUUAGUGUCAUAUUGUGAGAGGGAACACAUGAACAAAUGUAGGACAGCUCAGUCAGAGGGAGUCUCAGCUGACGGCUACAUGUGUACCAGUCUGAAAAAGUCGUUUUAGUGAGACCGGCUGUUUGUCCGAGUUCAUUCAGAGGACAAGAAGGAGUCGUUUCUGCAGGAUCCCUAAACACACAAACACAAACACACACACACACUGUUUUCCUGCAUACAGUAAACCAGUGUGUGUGUGUGUGUGUGUGUGUGUGUGUGUGUGUUUACCCACCAGGCACGGCUCCCCGAAGCGCUUAACAACGUGUAAGAGUUUGAGCUGCAGUGUGACUAAACUAAGUGGCUGCCGCUCGGUGUGGCACUCAGAUUGGCUGCUGGGUACACUAAUCUUCUCCCAGCAGCCCCCUUUGGUGCAGCGCUCUGCAGGAAGGAGGCAGGGAUCUGGGCAGCCAGAAAAAGAAACUCCAGCAGCUUACAGGAGGAGGAGUGUGGGCCGAGGUGUAGUGCUGCUGAAGGAGGAGGAGGAGGGGGAGGGGAAAGUGCGUCACCUUGUUUAGCGAGAGCUUCGAUUAGUGGAUCAACUAAGCUCCAAACAGAAGAUGGAGAAGAAAAGGAAGACAAAACCAAAAUGUCUGCUGUCAUGAUCCAGUCCACGCCACAAACAAUAACAUCCUCCCGACAAAUGACAGAAGAAGAAGAACCCGGUGAUUAAAAUGGAGCCGGAGGAGGAGAAAAGAGAAGAAGAGCACGACUGUGAAAGUUUGUGUUUUAGAUAAAAGAACGUUAGACACGAAGAGAAGACGAUCCUGCUCCAGUCUGUUAUUUUCCUCUCAGCUCUGACUUGGAGCUUCACAGCAGAGCGAAUAUGAACGCUGAGGAAUGUGAAACCCAGCUGUGAGCCGCCAUGACGACCACGACCACGAGUCAGCCCAGAAUCAUAAGACCUCCAUCAUAAGACCACUCACAUGAUUUUAUUAUUAUUAUUAUUACAGAUCUGAGGAACCUAAACUGGUUUAAUAUGAGAAAUAGUGGAGAACUUAAACUGGUUUAAGGCUGAAGACUUUUUCACAAACACUCUCAGAAAAGGAAGACGGUCAUUUACAGUCGGAGGAGGGUUUUCACAGCAGCGUAUUAAAUCUUAGGAUCAUUUCUUCUAAAAUAUUAUAAAUUAUUCUGUGUUUUAAAAAAGUGAAACAGAGAAAUCUCUUUUUAAACAAUAUAUUUAUUGAACUUUUACAUAAACAAAAAAAAAAACAUCAAAAACUUGGACAGUUGGACGAUGAAAUGCGUCGUCGUCUCCGUCUUUAAAAAGACCAAACCUGGAGUCGUCCAGACAACGAUCAAUAACAACAUAAGUGAAGAGAAGGUGAAAGAUAAAAAAGGACAGGGGGACGUGAGACAAAACAGAGAUAAAUUAAAUAAUAAAUAAAUAAAAUCUACAUAUACUCAGCUCAUUGCAUUAGAGUCAGCGUCCCAACGUCCAAGAAAGUCCAACAGGGGUCUCCAAAUCUUCUCAGAUUCAUUUACUUUCCCUCUGAUGAUAGAUGUUCAUCUCUGUAGGACGACACAGGAAGUAAAACAGAGACAUCAAGUCUAUGUUAUCAGACUGGACCUGUGCAGAACCAGGGUCUUUGGAUCAUCAGGAUCCUGAGGAUUCAUCAUCACAUAGAUAAACUCAAAAACAGGAUCUAGAUGCUGCAGGAUGUCAUGUCAUAGAUUACAGAUCAUCUACCUUUAAUAAAGUUCAGAGAAGUUAAAUGUCGGAUAUUUGAGGCAUUAAGACCUGAAACAGACGAGUAACUAUCUACAUAAACUUUAAAUCUUUGAGUUUGACUGUUCAGAUUAAAAACAGAAAACUAUCAGGAGGUUGUAAACAGCUGACUCUUCCUCACAGAUGAGUAAAGUGAAUAUUAUAAAUGUCAGACUUUGUUAAUCUCUCUGUUUACAAUGAAGGAGAACAGGAACUUGAAGUUUUCAGAAACUUUCUUUAAUCACGACAUGAUUUCAGCUCCAGUUACUCUGAAAAUAUUGAUCAAUAUCUGUUUUAUAUCUGAUCCCGUCUUUAUUCAAUAAUCUGUCAGAAUUUGGACUUUUAUUUUGUAAAUGUCUCUCCUGUCUUCCUGUUUAGUCUGACAGUUUUUCUGACUUUGGUUCUGUUUGUCUGUUCAGGUCCAGAAGAUCCUGCAGUCCAGCCAACAGAAGGAGGGUCUGGAGCUCCAGGCUCUGCUUACUAAUCCUCACCUGCAGGUCAGAGUUCACAUGUGUCUUAACAUUAUUUCCUCUUAGCCUGAAAUACGAUGUAACAACAACACCGGCGAGCUUUAACAAGCUGACCGAUCCUGACCGAGGGAGUCGUGUUCGAUUAAACGGGUGAGAGGAGAAAAUAUGAUCACACGACUCUGAACUUCCUGUGAACAGGGUGAUUGUUUCUGUGGAGGUGAAAUCAGGUGUGAGCUCAAGGUCAGCUGAAGGACAGAGUCAUCAUCCUCUCUGUGGAUCAAAAGAAGACUGACUCUGUAUCAGGGAGACUCUCAGAUGGUUUUGCUCAAAGGCGCUGAGUCAGGAGAGACUCAGUCUUCAUCUUCUCUGAUUCAUCCUCUCAUCUGUGGAUGUUAUGAAAUGUUGUGUUUCCCGAGGUCAGCUGGUCUGUUUCAGUUUGAGAAAGGCUGAUAUGUAAAUGAGGAGAUGAUGAGGGUCGUCUCUCCUGCUAAUCAAAGAAGAUGAUUGGUUUGUUCGUCGCUGCAAAGUUCACGUCAGCGUCUCCGUCCUUUAUCUAAAAAACAGGCGGUAAGAAGAGUCGGAGCUCUCAGUGUUUCUGUUUUUAACGUUCAGGUUAAAGGUGGACAGACGCCACGAGUGUGUGAGCGGAUACAAACUUUAAUCAGAGCAGAAAUCAAUAAUAACACGGAUCAAUAGAGGAGAAUAAUGAUUGACCUUUACAUCAUUAAUCAUUUUGGAUUCAGAUAUGAACAGAAAAUACUUUUGUGGUUUCUGGUUUACUUUGCUCUGCACUUAAAGAGAGUGGCGUUUACGUAGGGCUGUAUGAUGAUGGAAGGUUACCUACCUGGGAGCUAGACAGUAUUGACUUAGUAGUUAUCAUGUAAUUACCAGAUAAUUUCAUGUUGUUACCUGUUAAUUACCUGUUAAUUACCUGGUAAUAAGUGUACUGUAAAAAAAAGGGUUACCCACUAAAUAUACUGAUUUUGGCAAAAUGACGUCAGUUAUUGUCAUAAAUUUCAGUGUCAGUACAUUUUCGGUUUAUCGUCCAGCCCUACAUUUACAUGUUUGAUCAGAUUCUGAGUUUUUAUUGGCUGAAAGUUUAAAGCUGUUCAAAUAAAAGAGGAAAAAAAACUCUCUGAUUAUAUUUGUACAUUUCUCCAGAAUCUGUCCAGGAGCAGAAAGAACCUCUGAAAACCAAACUGUGACGUCCUGCUCCUCUUUAUCUCCACUGACUUUAUAACUUUAUAUAAUUAUCUGAUCUAAAACUGUAAAACAGCGACAUUAUCAGACCUGCGUCUGCCUCUAAAGACCUCCGAUGGUGGACUCUGAGGGUUCUGCUCUGACCCAUUGUUUCGCUAACCCCUCCGCUCAGCUGAAUCCUCCAGCCAGCGAGGGCGGCAUGAUGGGCGGCGAGCCAGCCUUGUGGCACAGAAAGUGGAACAGAUUAUGCUGGUUCCUCUGCGGGGAGCGAGGAUCACAAGAGUCACAAUGCAGUUCACGCGGGUGUACAACCUCAUGCUGCUGGCAAAUGGAGACGGGUAGAUGCGCGAAGUCGGCCCGUCUCCCCCUCUCGCCGGUUUCAAGGACACCGCUCCCCCCGUGAGCAGGGGCAGCCAAAGGUAUCCGAUGAUUGAUGGCGGUGGAUCCUGACUCCUAAACGCUGGGGGAGAUUAAGACGGAUUGUGAGUACGCUGGAGCUUAGCCGGCCUCCGCUCUCUCAGGUCCCCUCUGCUGCAGGACAGAGGAACUAAUUUGGACCGACGGUUAUUAAUUGUGCGGUACGGAGCGCUUGUCACAUGAAAUGAUGUGCAGGAGGAGUCUGGGUUUUAUUCCUGGCUUAGAGACGGGGCGGCUGACGGGUCUGGUUAAAAAAGAUGAGGUGGAGGGAAGGAAGGUGCAUGUUUGACAAUGAUCCGCUCUCCUCUGUGAACGUGUGUGUGUGCAGGUUACUAACAGAGGAGUGUGUUUGUUUGUUUAGUUUCUGUUUAAAUCCAAAGUGUGUUUUUUUCUUUUAUUAUUUCUUCUCCUGCGUCCUUCCUCUCCCUCAUGAUGCCUCCUGCUUUAUGUCCUUGUCCUUGUUUUUGUCCUCUUGUGUGUAUCUCUGCACGUUUGCGUCUCUAUUUGUGUCUCUGUGUUUGUCUGUUGUGGCAGGCGCUGAUGCAGGCUCACGACAGCGUGGCCAUGCAGGAGAUGGGAGAGGAAAACGUGACCCAGUACCUCGGCGAGACCGUCAAACUCGUACGUCUGGAGAAGGCCCGUGACACGCCACUGGUGAGAAACCGUCAUGUUAGCUUUAAAGCGAUUACAUGAUUAGUCUGAGUGUUUUAAUAAUACAUUUAAUUUGUAGUUCCUUUUACAUCAGGCGACCUCAGAGAAAUUUCAGAGUAAAGGAAAAUAAAAAACAAGAGAAACAUCAGAUUAAAAGAGUAAAAGACAGAUAAGCAGUUUUUUUUUUUGAGGAGGGACCAAAAGUUCUGCUCAAAGAAAGUUCUGAGUUCUUUUUCACCGUAGACUUUUAUAGCGUGCCGGAGGAUCUUGGGUAAAUUUGCUCAGAGAGGAGUAAUGAGGCUUGUGGACAAACAAAGACGGUUCCAGUAAUCCAGUAAUCCAGCAAUCAUCCAAUCGAUUCAUUAACAAGGUCCUGAAGCUGCAGUCCUCCUGUUCGCCCAAACCUCCAACAGUGACCACUUCCAUCAUCAUUCAGGACUCAGAACCAAGCGGGCCGGACCCGCCCGCCUCGCUCAGACCAGUAGAUCAGCUGAUUCACGACCUGAAGGUCACGAGGUCAACAUAAUCUCUCACCUUUUUAGGUUUCUGCGUCUUUGCCCGAUGAAACGCCUCCCCUCUCGCUCCACUGAUCUCAUUUAUCAUGUUGGUCCUUCUCUGUCAGUUUACCCACAAACCACCAGUGCAGAAAACAGCCUGUCAGAGAGAGCGCCAUCUGAAACCACGGCUGGCGUUUACAGUUGGUGACGUCUCUCCUGCUGUUUUCUGUCCUCGUCUGUGUUCGCUGUCGUCUCUCAGAUGAGGACAGAGACGUUUCCUUCAUCUCUAACUCUGUGUUUGUGUCGUCUUCAGGGCGCCACGGUUCGUAACGACAUGGACAGCGUGGUGGUGAGUCGGGUGGUGAAAGGCGGAGCGGCGGAGAGCAGCGGCCUUCUCAACGAGGGCGACGAGAUCCUGGAGAUCAACGGGAUUUCAAUCCGAGGGAAACACAUUAACGAUGUCCACGACUUACUGGUGAGGAGCAGAGACGUCUCUAACCCUGAGCUUACAGUCAUGUGAUCGAUGUCACGCCGCAGCUGUCAAUCAUCCGUUCACAUCGUCUGCUUUUGUCUGAUUUUUCAUGUUUUCGCUCCAUCAGCAACAAAUGCACGGCACUCUGACCUUCCUCCUCAUCCCCAGCUCUCAGAUUAAAGCUGCCCCUCACAGACAGACUGUGGUAAGUCUCUGAUGGUGUGAGUAAGCAGGUGUGUGUGUGUGUGUGUGUGUGCGUGUGUGUGAGAAGGCCUGUCUGCAUGCAUGCAGCGCUAACCUUGACUUUCUCCGCCCCGUCCGCAGAUCCAUGUGCGAGCUUACUUCGACUACGACCCCUCAGACGACCCCUUCGUGCCGUGUCGAGAGCUCGGACUCUCCUUCCGUAAAGGAGACAUCCUCCACGUCAUCAGCCAGGAAGACCCCAACUGGUGGCAGGCCUACAGGGACGGGGACGAGGAGAACCAGGUCCUCGCCGGUCUUAUUCCAGGUAUGAAGGAGAUCAGGUCUGCGUGACGAGGCGAGGUUCAGAACCUUUCAAGGACAGAAAACAAGGAAAAGGUCAUUUAUAAGAACUUUGAAGAAAACAGGAACAUGUUUCUGAUAAUUAAAAAGGUUUUAAUGUCACAGAAUUAUUAAUUAACAGAUCAAUUAUAGACACUGUAUAUGGAGGACUGAGCUGUAUUAUAUCCUGUUACUUAAAGGUUUUUAUUGUUUUUUUUUUAGCCUGACUGUUUUAAUAACUCAGAAACAUCCGACAGGAGAAGAGGAUUACAGUUUUAUUUUUUAAUGUUUCUCUAAAGUUAACGUCAGAGUUUAAGAUCUGUUUAGUUCACUGACUGAUCAGCUGAUUAUCAGAGGAUAUUUUUUCUGCUUUAUCAGCCUGUCAGCUGAUCAUUUAGGUGUGUCGGUGACUCUCAUGUUUUAGAGGAAUGUGAGGUUUAAACUUUUUAUUUAUUUACAGAACAUGAGGUGAUCAUGGGUGAUACAGCUGAAAUGGAAAUAUUCUUUUACACAUAAAUACAUACAGACACACACAUAAAUCAUAGACAAAUGUCACACUAUGUCUCUCCAUACAGUGAAUUUCUUGGACAGUCCCGUUCCGCUGGGUCAGUGUUGGAGAAUCUGGUUUCUGUGAUGUGAAGUUUCAGCUUUUGGAAACAGAGAAAAACCUUUUUUAUAUUUUUUUUUAAACAGACCAAACAAGGAUACAGGAGCGGACUUAAGGUGGAGAACGUCAUCAAAAUAAAAACAAGAAAAUCAAGAAAAACAAAAAAAAAUCACUGAGAUCGUCUUUAUUUUCACUUUAACAUCAGAAUCUGUUAUCACUCCAUUUUACUCAGUUGAUAAAUCGUUUUUAAGACGUUCUGAUCCAGUCAGUAAAAGUUAAAAUUUGUAGAGAGUUAUAAAGAAGAUCAGACUGAUUUGAGGAAGUUUGAGACUGAAGCGUAAAUCUUUACUGAUGUUUGAAGGUCGAAAUCUGCAGUUUAUAUCAUCAGAUCAAUCAUCAAUAAUCAAUCAUCCAUGCAGGUUUGUAUUGAUUGUCUUUCCGAGUGGAUACAGUCGCUGUAAAAUACUUUGACUGACAGCUCACUAAGUUGGCAGGAAACUCCACCCAUCUGGCACAUCAAGGAGAUUAAAUCAAACAGCCUACACCUUGUUUGUGAUUACGGCCUGUUGUGGCUGCAGGAGGUUAAGCACUUAUUCCGCUCCGUUUAUUCCGCUCCGUUUAUUCUGCUCCGUUUAUUCCGCUCCGUUUGUUCUGCUCCGUUUAUUCUGCUCCUCCAGAAACUCCAGGAAGUUCUGAAUAUGACUCUAAUGUUUAAUGUGAGCGUAACGGUUCAUACAGGUGUGCAUGUCGAUGUCUAAUCCUCUCAGGUUUAACUGACAAACACAUCUGAAAAUGACGCCGUAUUUGUGACUCUGUAUUUACAGCUGAUCUGUUUGACUUUAUUUUGCUCCUCGUUCAGGAAAAAGCUUCCAGCAGCAGAGAGAGACCCUGAAGAAAACCAUCACAGACAGAAGUCGAGAGCACCAAGGUGAGCUUUAAUACCUGAACCCGCCUCUCUUUACUAAAGACUUUAUUCUGAAAGUGAGUCAGAAGGAAAUCCGCAAACAUUAUGAGACCUGUCAUUUCUCCAGGGAAACACUGGUACGCAAAGAAGAACAAGAAGCAGAGGAAGAAGAGCACGGCGACGCUGAACAGAAACGCAGGUGAGAAACGACCUUCCCUCUGAAACACAAACUCAACCUUCAGAGACAGUUUCCUGUUUUUACUGCACAUCCUCACAAGUCCAGUCGCUCUGGCAGCAGCUCGAUCAGAGUCGAUAUGUCACGGAUCAGAUUAGUUAACAGACAGGAUCAGUGGAAACACCGACAGGUGCUCAGCAGGUGUCCUAAAGGCUUGAAGAAGAGACCUUUACUGUCCCAGGUCCACUCAGGGAAAAACCCAAAUACUCCGGUGGACUAAAAACUGCGUGAGGAUGAUGUAAAAAUAUAAACAUGGCAGUUAUGAAGCCACCUCCACUGAGAGGUCACAGACGCCCAGAGAGGAUUUCUACAUGAACUCUCAACCAUGACUGUCUCCUCAGAGUACGAUGACCUCCUGACCUACGAGGAGAUGUCGCUCUAUCACCAGCCGGCCAAUCGUAAAAGACCCAUCGCUCUGAUCGGUCCCACAAACAGCGGCCAUGACGAGCUGCGCCGGAGACUCCUGUCCAUCGAGCCGGAGAAGUUCGCUGUUGCUGUUCCACGUGAGUUCAAAGUGACGUCUGAUAUCCUGAAAUAGGUCAUCAUGUCAGAGGAGGGAUAGAAGUUUUAAAAAUUCACUUCAGUGUCUUUUUUCAGGAUUCAAAGUUUUCCUUUUUUCAUCUCUGUCCAGACACGACCAGAAACUCCAGGAUACACGAGCGGAACGGCCGAGAGUACCACUUUGUGAGCCGGUCCGGCUUCGAGGCCGACUUGGCUGCAGGGAAGUUCAUCGAAUCUGGAGAGUACGAGAAGAACUUCUACGGCACCAGCACUGACUCAGUUCGACACAUCGUCAACUCAGGACGCAUCUGUCUGCUCAGCCUCCACACCAGGGUGAGAAAGAAAACAGUCAGUCUAGAAACAGUCUCAACAACAACAUGAAUACAGCUGUAUGAUGACGAAGCUUUUCUAAAACAAGAACCUUAACGUUAAAAACUCUCUCUGGUCGGCUUUUCUGUCCGUUUCACGUGUCUCUCUGCUCCUGUCCUUCUCUUCUUUAGUCACUACGAGUUCUGAGGUCCUCCAACCUCAAGCCCUUUGUCAUCUUCAUCGCUCCUCCUUCUCAAGAACGAUUGCGCACCCUGCUGGCCACAGAGGGGAAAACACCAAAGGUACCAACACUGGCAGAUUAUUUCUUCAUCCUGAUCUGUGAAAAAUCUUCAAAUUUCAUUCUUAAAAAAAUCAUCCAAGUAAAACAUAAACCUAAAAACACUUCAAAUGUUCAAAGCAGCAGUUCAUCAGGAUGUCUCACCCUCUUUGUUUGUGUCCGUUCGCAGCCUGAAGAGCUGAAGGAGAUCAUCGAAAAAGCUCGUGAGAUGGAGCAAAACUUCAGUCACUACUUCGACGCGACCAUAGUGAACACAGAUCCGGACCAGGCUUUCCACGAGCUGCGCAGGCUGAUAGACAAGCUGGACACUGAGCCACAGUGGGUGCCCACCUCCUGGCUGUGUUAG